Molecule: messenger RNA, 6311 nt
Organism: Pongo pygmaeus (Bornean orangutan)
Lineage: Eukaryota; Metazoa; Chordata; Mammalia; Primates; Hominidae
Gene: AAMDC
Product: adipogenesis associated Mth938 domain containing
Exons: 3
Coding region: 2890-4278 (462 amino acids)
Biological process (GO): positive regulation of fat cell differentiation
Cellular component (GO): cytoplasm
Source: RefSeq, a predicted model, not a curated record
UCUGAAAAAAAGAUAAAAGAAAUCCUCUAUAACUAGGCAACUGCUAGGAAUGAGGAUGAAAUGUGAAGUUAAAGAAAUAUCAAUAUGGAAGCAGUAGAGAGAAAUUUCUUCAUCUGUCCACAUCCCUCCCCUUACCCUCACCAAACAAAACACUGAGCCUGCAGAUGUGAUGCUGUUCCAUCACCUUCCCCUCGGGCUCACUGUGGCACAGAGCCAAAGCUGCUGAGGCAACUGGAGAGCAAGCUAAAAACCCUUCCAGGAAGAUUAAUUGCUUCAUGAUCUGCUUUAUGAACUGAGCUCAAAUUCUUAUGCAGGUGUGGAUUUGGGCAGUUUCAGAAGGUGCACGUGGCUUGUUCUGAUACCCAGUCGGGCUCUUCCUGUGCAGUUCCAUCUCAAGCCUCAGGGCUGCACGUACCACAGACUACUUUAUUAGUGGAGAGGAAGCCUUUGAAUAGGAAGUGGUUUGCCAAAAAAUUUCUGGCCAAUGAACAGGAACAUGUUUCAGGGACCUAAAAUGUCUGAAAACAUUUCAUUCUUUCAUUACAUUAUCUUACAAUAUAAUCAUCUAGUGUCUCUAUGUGGCAGGUCCUAGCAAGAAUAAUUAAGAACUCCCCUCAAGUUGCCUGCUGUUUGGUUGAGGAAACAGUUGCAAUGGAGUACAACACACGCUCUAACCAAGCCUGCAAGAAGUACUGAGGAGGGAGUACAGGAAGGCUUUGGAAUAGAAUAUCCAUUCUGUGCCAAGCAGACAGGGUCUUACUCUGCCACCCAGGCUGGAGUGCAAUGGCAUGAUCAUAACUCACUGAAGCCUCAAACUCCUGGGCGCAAGUGAUCUUCCUGCCUCAGCCUCCUGAGGAGUGGGGAUUUCAGGCACGUGCCACCACGCCAGCAGGUGCAGUGGCUCAUGCCUAUAAUCCCAGCACUUUGGGGGGCUGAGGCGGGAGGAUUGCCUGAAGACAGGAGUUUAAGACCAGACUGGGCAAAAAAGUAAGACCCCCCAAUCUCCACACAAAAAAAAUUAAAAUUAGCCAGGUGUGGUGGUGUGUAUCUCUAGUUCCAGCUACUCAGGAGGCUGAGGCAGGAGGAUCCCUUGGUCACAGAAGUCUGAGGUCACAGUGAGCUGACCAUGCCACUGCACUCCAGCCCAGGCAACAGACAGAGACCUUGUCUCAAAAGAAAAAAAAAAAUUUCCAGCAUUCUCAGCAAAACUGUCCUUGGUGAAAGGCCUUGACUCCUCUGUGAAAUGGUUGCUGGAAGCCUUCUUUCAUUUGUCUACUCCAAAAGUGGAGCUUAGAAACCUGUGGCCCAAGUAGGUCAGAGGAAGGAAAUGGCCAGUAUGAAUGAUCAUCAGGUAGAAUACAGUAACCUAGAUUAGGCUUACAAAAGAGUUAAUGAUCGUGAAGGCCCGCGGCGGGUGUUGACGCGAUGUGAUUUCUGCCCAGUGCUCUGAAUGUCAAAGUGCAGAAAUUCAAUGAAGCGCGGGUAAACGGCGGGAGUAACUAUGACUCUCUUGAGGUAGCCAAAUGCCUCGUCAUCUAAUUAGUGACGCGCAUGAAUGGUCAUGUGAGUAGGUAGGGACGAGAUUCCCACUGUCCCUACCUACUAUCCAGCAAAACCACAGCCAAGGAAAUGGGCUUGGCGGAAUCAGCAGGGAAAGAAGACCCUGUUGAGCUUGACUCUAGUCUGACACGGUGAAGAGACAUGAGAGGUGUAGAAUAAGUGGGAGGCCCCCGGCGAGGGGGCGGGGAGGGGCGGGGUCCGCCGGCCUUGCUAAGAAACUCACUCAAAACCGCUCAACUACAUGGAAACUGAACAACCUGCUCCUGAAUGACUACUGGCUACAUAACGAAAUGAAGGCAGAAAUAAAGAUGUUCUUUGAAACCAACGAGAACAAAGACACAACAUACCAGAAUCUCUGGGACACAUUCAAAGCAGUGUGUGGAGGGAAAUUUAUAGCACUAAAUGCCCACAAGAGAAAGCAGGAAACAUCCAAAAUUGACACCCUAACAUCACAAUUAAAAGAACUAGAAAAGCAAGAGCAAACACAUUCAAAAGCUAGCAGAAGGCAAGAAAUAACUAAAAUCAGAGCAGAACUGAAGGAAAUAGACACACAAAAAACCCUUCAAAAAAUUAAUGAAUCCAGGAGCUGGUUUUUUGAAAAGAUCAACAAAAUUGAUAGACUGCUAGCAAGACUAAUAAAGAAGAAAAGAGAGAAGAAUCAAAUAGACGCAAUAAAAAAUGAUGAAGGGGAUAUCACCACCGAUCCCACAGAAAUACAAACUACCUCAGAGAAUACUACAAACACCUCUACACAAAUAAACUAGAAAAUCUAGAAGAAAUGGAUAAAUUCCUUGACACAUACACCCUCCCAAGACUAAACCAGGAAGAAGUUGACUCUCUGAAUAGACCAAUAACAGGCUCUGAAAUUGAGGCAAUAAUCAACAGCUUACCAACCAAAAAAAGUCCAGGACCAGAUGGAUUCACAGCCGAAUUCUACCAGAGGUACAAGGAGGAGCUGGUACCAUUCCUUCUGAAACUAUUCCAAUCAAUAGAAAAAGAGGGAAUCCUCCCUAACUCAUUUUAUGAGGCCAGCAUCAUCCUGAUACCAAAGCCGGGCAGACACACAACCAAAAAAGAGAAUUUUAGACCAAUAUCCUUGAUGAACAUUGAUGCAAAAAUCCUCAAUAAAAUACUGGCAAACCGAAUCCAGCAGCACAUCAAAAAGCUUAUCCACCAUGAUCAAGUGGGCUUCAUCCCUGGGAUGCAAGGCUGGUUCAACAUACGAAAAUCAAUAAAUGUAAUCCAGCAUAUAAACAGAACCAAAGACAAAAACCACAUGAUUAUCUCAAUAGAUGCAGAAAAGGCAUUUGACAAAAUUCAACAACCUUCAUGCUAAAAACUCUCAAUAAAUUAGGUAUUGAUGGGACAUAUCUCAAAAUAAUAAGAGCUAUCUAUGACAAACCCAUAGCCGAUAUCAUACUGAAUGGGCAAAAACUGGAAGCAUUCCCUUUGAAAACGGGCACAAGACAGGGAUGCCCUCUCUCACCACUCCUAUUCAACAUAGUGUUGGAAGUGCUGGCCAGGGCAAUUAGGCAGGAGAAGGAAAUAAAGGGCAUUCAAUUAGGAAAAAAGGAAGUCAAAUUGUCCCUGUUUGCAGGUGACAUGAUUGUAUAUCUAGAAAACCCCACUGUCUCAGCCCAAAAUCUCCUUAAGCUGAUAAGCAACUUCAGUAAAGUCUCAGGAUACAAAAUCUAUGUGCAAAAAUCACAAGCAUUCUUAUACACAAAUAACAGACAAACAGAGAGCCAAAUCAUGAGUGAACUCCCACUCACAAUUGCUUCAAAGAGAAUAAAAUACCUAGGAAUCCAACUUACAAGGGAUGUGAAGGACCUCUUCAAGGAGAACUACAAACCACUGCUCAAUGAAAUAAAAGAGGAUACGAACAAGUGGAAGAACAUUCUAUGCUCAUGGGUAGGAAGAAUCAAUAUCGUGAAAAUGGCCAUACUGCCCAAGGUAAUUUAUAGAUUCAAUGCCAUCCCCAUCAAGCUACCAAUGACUUUCUUCACAGAAUUGGAAAAAACUACUUUCAAGUUCAUAUGGAACCAAAAAAGAGCCUGCAUCGCCAAGUCAAUCCUAAGCCAAAAGAACAAAGCUGGAGGCAUCAUGCUACCUGACUUCAAACUAUACUACAAGGCUAUAGUAACCAAAACAGCAUGGUACUGGUACCAAAACAGAGAUAUAGAUCAAUGGAACAGAACAGAGCCCUCAGAAAUAAUGCCACAUAUCUACAACCAUCUGAUCUUUGACAAACCUGACAAAAACAAGCAACGGAGAAAGGAUUCCCUAUUUAAUAAAUGGUGCUGGAAAAACUGGCUAGUCAUAUGUAGAAAGCUGAAACUGGAUCCCUUCCUUUCACCUUAUACAAAAAUCAAUUCAAGAUGGAUUAAAGACUUAAAUGUUAGACCUAAAACCAUAAAAACCCUAGAAGACAACCUAGGCAAUACCAUUCAGGACAUAGGCAUGGGCAAGGACUUCAUCUCUAAAAUACCAAAAGCAAUGGCAACAAAAGCCAAAAUUGACAAAUGGGAUCUAAUUAAACUAAAGAGCUUCUGCACAGCAAAAGAAACUACCAUCAGAGUGAACAGGCAACCUACAAAAUGGGAGAAAAUUUUCACAACCUACGCAUCUGACAAAGGGCUAAUAUCCAGAAUCUACAAUGAACUCCAACAAAUUUACAAGAAAAAAACCACCCCAUCAAAAAGUGGGCAAAGGAUAUGAACAGACACUUCUCAAAAGAAGAAAUUUAUGCAGCCAAAAGACACAUGAAAAAAUGCUCAUCAUCACUGGCCAUCAGAGAAAUGCAAAUCAAAACCACAAUGAGAUACCAUCUCACACCAGUUAGAAUGGCAGUCAUUAAAAAGUCAGGAAACAAUAGGUGCUGGAGAGGAUGUGGAGAAAUAGGAACACUUUUACACUGUUGGUGGGACUGUAAACUAGUUCAACCAUUGUGGAAGUCAGUGUGGCGAUUCCUCAGGGAUCUAGAACUAGAAAUACCAUUUGACCCAGCCAUCCCAUUACUGGGUAUAUACCCAAAGGAUUAUAAAUCAUGCUGCUAUAAAAACACAUGCACACGUAUGUUUAUUGCGGCACUAUUCACAAUAGCAAAGACUUGGAAGCAAGCCAAAUGUCCAACAAUGAUAGACUGGAUUAAGAAAAUGUGGCACAUAUACACCAUGGAAUACUAUGCAGCCAUAAAAAAUGAUGAAACUGGAAACCAUCAUUCUCAGCAAACUAUCGCAAGGACAAAAAACCAAACACCGCAUGUUCUCACUCAUAGGUGGGAAAUGAACAAUGAGAACACAUGGACACAGGAAGGGGAACAUCACACCCCGGGUACUGUUGUGGGGUGGGGGGAGGGGGGAGGGAUAGCAUUUGGAGAUAUAUCUAAUGCUAAAUGACGAGUUAAUGGGUGCAGCACACCAACAUGGCACAUGUAUACAUAUGUAACAAACCUGCACAUUGUGCACAUGUACCCUAAAACUUAAAGUAUAAUAAUAAUAAAAUAAAAUAAAAAAAUAGUUAAUGAAUGGAGUUCUGCAGGGUCUGCUUUAAAGAACAGAUCCUACAGUAUUUUAAUGGGGAAUGUAAUCUCAGUGUCAUCUCUGAGGCAUGUUUACUGCUAUAUCUCUAUCAAGCACCUGAAGUAGUGCCUGGAACAGAGGAAUGACUCAGGGUGUGGUGACUGGACUGGAUGGCACUUUCAAACCACUGGACCUGUCCCACGAUGGGGCAGUGAGUUUCCCGUCCCUCUACCUAUAAGGUAUCUAAAAGGUUUAGCCUUGCAUGUGGUAGAUGUGCUUUGAAGGGGGUUUUUUAGGAGACAGUCUAGAGAUGACCCCUAAGUAACCUGCCUACAAUCUCCUUUAUGCUCAGUUGAUCAGUGAAGUUUUUUUCAGGGACAAUGUAAAACAGUAGUUCUGCUGGUAUCACUGACUAUGUAUUAGAAUCACCUAUGAACUCUUAAACACUAGUGUCCAUGGGCCCUAUUCUCAGGAUUUUCAUUUAAUUAAUGUAGGCUGACACCCAUUCAUCUGUUCUUCUUAAUGCUUUCUGAAUAAUCCUAAAGUGCAGUGAAGGUGGACAACCACUAACGUGGAAAAAAACAAAAACAAAACACUCCAAUAUGCAAUACAACUUCACAGCUAGCUCAGAACUAGUUCUCUGCAGGUCUCAUAACUUAUAAUAAUUCCUGCUUGGAAGCCAGAAGGCCCGUUCCUCUAUUGUCACCAUAGCCAAAAAGCAUAAUCUUCAAGGCCUGAUUCAUCCUUACCUCCUCCAGGAAGCCUUCUCUGCCUGUUCCAGCCUAUUUUUCUGUCCCCUUAUUGUACUUCCUGCCAGUGCUUGCAUCCCUGCUUUGACUCAUAUCCCUUUGGCCCUUCUCUCAUAUCCCUUGUGCCCUUCUCCUUUCCUUUCCUGAGCCUCCACCACACUCCAAAUUGAAUACUCUAAAAGGUUUAGCCCUGCAUGUGGUAGAGGUGCUUUGAAAGGGGUUUUUUAGGAGACAGUCUAGGAAUGACCCAUCCUGUGCAUGUCUACUCACCAAACCCUGUUUUAUAAUUGCCUGCCCAUUUGUAUGCCUCUCAAUGAAACUGUGCACACCCCGAGAGGAAGAACUGUGACAUAUUUACCUUGGCAACCACAGCACUUCGUGCAUGCAAUAGAGUAAACACGAUUGCACAGAUGGAUGGAAGGAAGGAUGAAUGAGUGGACAGAUGGAUGAAUGAAGUAGUAGUACUCUUUGUGGGGCUUAA